This is a messenger RNA of Fibroporia radiculosa, 1590 nucleotides long. RefSeq lists its product as uncharacterized. Gene Ontology annotation, molecular function: transmembrane transporter activity. The transcript has 12 exons. Lineage: Eukaryota; Fungi; Basidiomycota; Agaricomycetes; Polyporales; Fibroporiaceae. The coding region runs from base 1 to 1590 and encodes 529 amino acids. Gene Ontology annotation, cellular component: plasma membrane. The record is from RefSeq and is a predicted model, not a curated record. Gene Ontology annotation, biological process: transmembrane transport.
AUGGCACGCGUCGAUGUCCCAGAACUCAAGCUGCAGGCGGGCUCUCCAUCGGCAGUCGCAGAUAUAGAGAAAAUAUCGGUUGAAGAGACCGUAGAAAUUGCCAGUGAACCCCAGAAUGAGCAAGUAUCGAAGCCCAGUGGGAUAUUACCCACAAUUACCCGUCUCCUCGCGCGGUUCAAUCUUGAAACAAACGGCAUUGUUCCAGUGCCACCGGAAGAGCGGACAGACCCACGCACAUACCAAAUGUUCUUUGUUUGGUUUUCGGCGAACCUGAACAUCCUAACAAUGACCAAUGGCACUUUGGGUCCAGCAGUCUAUGGGCUGGGAAUCCGCGAUUCGUUGCUGGUCAUUGUAGUGGUAGACAUCAUAACAUGUGCGUUCCCAGCAUAUUUCGGCGUAUUCGGUCCAAAACUCGGCGCUCGUGGGAUGGUCCAGGCCCGGUUCUCGUGGGGGUAUUAUGGAGCGAUUAUACCUGGCAUACUGGUCACCUUGUCGUUACAAGGCUACCUAAUUUUGAACACCAUUAUCGGAGGCCAGACGUUAGGAAGUAUUUCUCCAAGUCUGAGCGAUUCCGUUGGGAUUGUCAUUAUCGGACUUUUUACGUUGCUAGUUGUCUUCAGCGGGUACAAGGUACUCCACUGGUAUGAAAUGUUUGUGUGGAUCCCGAACGUCAUUGCUUUCAUCACGAUGCUCGCAGUCAGCGGAAAGCACCUUGUCGAAGCCCCUCUUACCGGAAAAACACCCGUCACACCCUCGGUGAUCAUGACUUAUGGUGGUUUACUAGCCGCCAGCGUCGUCAACUGGACACCCCUUAUGCCCGACCAAGGUGUUUACCACAGCCAUAAAACCAGCACCUGGAGAAUAUUCUUUUAUUCAUAUUUCGGACUUCUCCUGUCUAUCAUGCCUGUCCACUUGUUGGGUGCAUCGUUCACUGGAGGGGCCCUUUUCGUUCCCGCAUGGAAAGCAGGGCUGGGCAAUGGCAAUAACAUCGGCGGCCUGAUUGGUGCCGUCUUACUCCCCGCUGGCGGAUUUGGGAAGUUCCUCCUCGUGCUGCUGUCCCUCACCACGCCAAGCCAGUGUGCGCCGGCAAUGUACACGGUGUGCAACAGCGUCAUGACCCUGGCCCCGUUCCUCGCCAAGGUUCCCAGAUUCCUCCUCGCCAUUGUAUCCACGGCUAUUAUCAUCCCUGUGGCGAUAGUGGGCUCGAAUACAUUCUAUUCGAUCUUCUCCAACAUUCUCGGCUUCAUCGGGUACUGGCUCGCCCCUUUCUGCGCGAUCAUUCUCACAGAGCACUUCGUCUUCCGCAAGAACCGAUGGGCGUCCUACGACAUUCUCGACGCAUGGGACAAGCCACACCAUCGGAACCUCCCACGCAGCUGGGCGUCGGUAUUCACGUUCCUCACAACGAUUGGAUUUAUCGUCCUGUGUAUACAAAAGCAGUGGUGGACAGGCCCUAUUGCGCGCGCAGGGACAGGCGACGUGGGGAUGCUGUUUGGCUUCUGCUUCAGCGUGCUGGUGUUCCUAUGCGCACGCUGGCUGGAGAAGAGGUGGGAUGCACGGCGCCCCGCCGCCUCGCCUCGUGAUGCGUGA